Messenger RNA from Nakaseomyces glabratus, 1287 nucleotides. RefSeq names its product clathrin-mediated endocytosis regulator UBX3 (gene UBX3). The record is from RefSeq and is a predicted model, not a curated record. Gene Ontology annotation, cellular component: endoplasmic reticulum. Gene Ontology annotation, molecular function: ubiquitin binding. NCBI's taxonomy places the organism in Eukaryota, Fungi, Ascomycota, Saccharomycetes, Saccharomycetales, Saccharomycetaceae.
AUGAGUGGAUCAAGUGGUGGCAAUUAUGACCACAUUCCGGGCCAUUUCCCAAUUGAAACCAAUGUCAACCCAAUUUCUGCUUCCCCGGAGGAAACAGUGGAGGACUCACAGGCUUCUAGGUAUAUCAAACGAAUUUUGGCUUAUAUAUUCCAAUUUCCUUUGAUGAUUUUAUUUUAUAGUUUGACGGUUUUACUCCAGGCAUUGAAGGUUAUAAAACCUCUUAAGAAUCUUCUUCGAUUUUAUGAUAAAAAACAUAUUAACCAAAUGAAUCACAGGGACGUUCUAGCAAGACUGAUAGAAUACUUAGAAAAGGAAACAGAAAAGAUAGAACUGAAUAGAGAUCAUGAUUCUUCCAAUUACAGUUUUGGGUCACUAUAUGGGACAGAUUCGGGGUCGUUAAGCAAGGAAAUAAUGCAAGGCAGCUAUACACAGUUACUGGACACAUGCACAGAUCAACUAAAAUUUGGCAUGAUUUAUUUACAUGAUCCUCUGCUCGAUGACAGUCUCAACUAUUUAGACAAAAUUCUGUGCUCGGAAGAUUUCGUUAAACUGCUAAAGAGAUAUCAAAUACUCCUAUGGUUCGGAGAUGUGACGAAUUCAGAAGGUAUGCAAGUCAGUAAUGCGCUGAAGGUAAGAUCAUUUCCCUUUCUAGGUGUCCUCACUGUAAAAAAUAACAAAAAGAUAGAACUCUUUGGUAAAUUUGAAGGACCUGUCCACAAUUUCACAGCAGCAAGUCUAGAAAAUAUUUUAUCAAAGGAAUACCCGUCUUUACUACAACUAAGACAACAGAAACAACAUAUCGAAGUGGAACGGUUUAUACGAGAACAACAAGACGCUAGAUUUAACGAUUCAUUGAGAAGAGAUCAGGAAAGGGAACGCGCAAGAUUGGAAGAACAAAAUAGGGCAGCGUAUGAGGCAGAACAAACUGUAUUACGAAAGCAAUGGUUGUUAUGGAGAAAAAAAUCAUUGAAGAGUGAGCCCAAUUCCAGUCAGGAUAGCAGUAGAAUAGCAAUCAGGAUGGAAGAUGGCUCUCGAAUAGUACGCAAAUUUGAUGCAGGAUUGCCAAUAGAGGAGAUAUAUGCUUUUGUUGAGCUAUAUUCCACUAAUCUGCUGCAAUCAGAAGAGCAGUAUGAUGCUGAAGAUCCCCCCUCUAAUUAUCACCACUCAUAUAACUUUACACUAAUAGUACCUGUUCCAAGAAAGGAACUAAACCCAGCAAUUACUAUUAGUGAUGAAAGCUCAAUUUAUCCAUCUGGUACCAUUAUAAUCGAAAUAGAUAAUAAUUAA